CCCCUAUUCGAGUAAACUUCGAGAAACGGAAACACAUCAUUCGUAAUUAUUUUGCUGGUGUCAUAGUCAUAUAUUAUUCAUAAUUAUUAUCAAAAUAAUUAUUCAGUAUAACUGAAGCCACUCAACUACGAUUUAAUUGAUAAGCUUUUGUUUUAUCUAUCAUGUCACUGCCAUUCAACCAGGAGCAUUUAGCUCCAUUGCAACGUUUCGUUGAAUUAUGUACCGCAAAUCCUCAGAUGUUGCAUUUGCCAGAUUUGGCCUUCGUCAAAAAAUUCAUCGAACAUUUCGGUGGAAAAGUACCAAUGCAAGCUACUGGAGGUGCACCUAGUAUGGAAGUCCCCAUGCAAUCUCAAGAUGAUCCUGAGGUAAUGGAACCAGAGUCUGAUCCCGAGAGUGAACUCGAACUUGACAUGACUAAUGUUGUUGAACCUGACAAUGACCCACCACAAAAAAUGGGUGAUCCAACAGUUCAACCAACUGAAGAAGAAAUAUCUGAAGCUCAAGCAAAACGUUCAGAAGCAGUAUCAGCUUUCGUUGAGAAAGAUUACGAGAAAGCUAUCAAUCUUUAUACAGAAGCGAUAACAUUGAAUCCUCAAGCAGCUUUGCUUUAUGCUAAACGUGGACAAGUUUAUUUAGAAAUGAAAAAACCAAACGCUUGCAUCCGCGACUGUGACCGUGCUCUCGAACUUAAUCCUGACAGCGCAGCAGCUCACAAAUUCCGUGGCCGUGCCAAUCAACUCUUGGGUAACUUUGAAGAAGCAGCAACUGACCUGAGAUUGGCCUGCAAAUUUGAUUUUGACGAACAAGCUGACGAGUGGCUUCGUGAAGUAACACCAAAUGCUCGUAAAAUAGAAGAACACAAGAGAAAGAAAGAACGUAGAGCUUUUGAGAAAGCUGAGAAGACACGUCAAGAAGCCUUGAAAAAAGCGCGAGAGGAGGCCAAGGCUCGUGAAGCAAACUCUCGUCCAUCACAAACUGACGAUGGAGCUAAGCCGUCAAUGAACGACUUUUACAGUUAUUUAAAAGAUCCUGAAGUUUUGCAGGCAUUCCAGGAUCCUGAGGUAGCGGCAGCUUUCAUGGAAAUUUCAUCAAACCCAUCGAACAUUCUCAAGUACCAAAAAAACCCAAAAGUAAUGAACCUUAUCAACAAGGUUGCGUCCAAAUUCGGUGGAGGUGCUGGAAUGAUGCCUGGCGGGUUUCCAGGUAUGAUGGGGGACAAUAUGCCCGGUGGGUUCUGUCCCGGUAAACCAAAUCCUCCUGCACCAGACGAUGAUGUCGGUCUUGACUAAGUUACAUAAAAUAAAUUUACUACCUUUAUAUUUCACAUAAAUUAACAUCGAGUACUGUCUAGACUUUUACUAAAAAACAGUUUCUUUUUUUCACUUAAGUUUUUUCCUAUUUUUUCACUUUCCACAUUUCAGUAAAUCUGCAUUUAAGUUCGACAAAAAAAAAUAUUAUUUUAUUUUAUUUAAUUUACGUCACACUUCAAUAAUUAUAUGACAUGAACUAAAAUUUAUUAUUUUAUU
Messenger RNA from Microplitis mediator, 1526 nucleotides. Its product is annotated as putative protein FAM10A4. The transcript is spliced from 5 exons. Bases 162 to 1289 code for a protein of 375 amino acids. Gene Ontology annotation, molecular function: protein dimerization activity; Hsp70 protein binding. NCBI's taxonomy places the organism in Eukaryota, Metazoa, Arthropoda, Insecta, Hymenoptera, Braconidae. The record is from RefSeq and is a predicted model, not a curated record.